CAGGACUUUUACUCGUAAUUAAGUAUUUUACUGCAUUAUUACUAGUUUCACUUAAACCUAAGUAAAAGAUCUGAAUUUCUCCUCCCCUGAACUGUACCUGUAUUAAACAGAGAAGAGAGAGAGAGAGACCUGGACAGGUGAUUGGACCCCGCUGUGCCGCGCGCCACAGAUGCGCCCGGCGAGCUUUCCGGCGAGCACGAGCGUCCUUGGGGCUUUUCCGUGCACGCGAGAUUAGGCUGCUCGCGGCAAGCAGCCGGUGGUGAGAGUGAGGGGCACGGACGGACACAUCCUCGGCCGUUGGUCCGUUGAGUCGUCGAAUGAGCUCCGGGAAAAUGUCUGCGACGAGUCCGCACCGAGAGACCAGGAGCUAACGGCUGCUAGAGUCUCGACCGUCGGAUGUUAAGUUUAAAAGUUUUCCCCUCGGACGGUUGUUUGUGAGCGGAGGAGAUAAGCCACCGUAGACGGACAGGUGUCCUCCCGCGUCAGCAGCCCUUCUCCCCUCUCUAUCCCCCCCCCCCCCCCGCUAGCUUGUGGCACGACCGGGGCUCUGAGUUCUUUCCUUCCUUUUAUCAGUUUUCUUUGUUUUUUUUGUGGGUUAUUUUUAUGUUUUGUUUUGUUUUUUGGAGGGGAUAACGCUGGACUUUUCUGAGCCAUGUUGUGGACAAGGUGGCUCGUUCUGCUGCUCUGCUGGGGGGCCACAAGCGGCGAGCAGCAGGCGGCGGAUGAGAGGGACAGAACCCCGGCUGAGGUCCGGGCGGAAUCCCGGAGACAGCGUUCCCCUCCGCCGGUAGAGCCCUUGGAUUUUGGGUUUGUACCGGCGGCGGUCUAUGAUACCCACGCAUACUAUGAGCCUGGGGCCGUAGGGAUCCUCUUCCACAUGGUCCACGCUUUUCUCUACGUUGUUCAACCGAACUCCUUCCCCAAAGAUCUGAUUGUUAAAGUCAUUCAGCAAAACAUGGGGGGCAUCAAAAUAGAGGAGUGGAGAAAGCCAGAAAACGUCGUCUUGCUGCUGCAGUGGAUCCACUACGAGGCCGGAUUCCUCAUAUGUACGACCAUCGGUAUCAUCUUCGUGGUCCUCGUCCCCAUCAUAGGCACGUGUUUCUGCGUGUGUCGGUGCUGCGAGAACUGCGGAGGGGAGAUGCACCAGAGACAGAGGAAGAACGCCGACUGUCAGAGAGGUUUCUACACCGCCUCGCUCAUCGCCACCUCCAUCUUCAUCACUUUGGGAGUACUCGUUGCCUACACCGCAAACCAUAAUAUCAGCGCCCAGAUCAAGAGCACUCGACGGUUGAUCAAUACCAACAUGAGAGACCUGAAGACAUUUGCCAACAACACACCUGCACAAAUUGAAUACCUGACAGCCCAGUACACCACAGCAAAGAACAAAGUCCUGUCUGACCUCUGACAGUAAGUUGAACCCAGACAGUUUACGUGCAACAUUGGACCAUUGCUGGGUGGGAGGAUCCACAGUCAGCUGGAGAAAGACGUGGUUCCAUCACUGGACACUGCCCUGCGUAUGGCAGGAGCCAUGCGGGAGACCAAAGAGGCCCUGGAGAACGUCAGCUCUUCCUUGGAGGUGCUUCAGGAGGGGAGCGGGAAACUUCAGGCCAGUCUGAUGGGGGAGAGGGCCUCUCUGUCCAACACCCUGUCUGACCCCGCCUGCACCAACGGAGCCGUCUCUCACACCUGCAACACCAUCCGAUCAACUCUGACCCAGCUGGGAGCCAACGCAGACUUCUCGAGGCUCACAGAUGUCAGUCACGCAUUGGCCAAUGUCAAUACAGUCCUGAGAACAGAUCUCAGCAACAUUGUGCAAAAGGGUUACUCAUCUUUUAAUGACACGCCAAAACUGGUUAAAGAACAAACUAAAAACGUUGUUGGAGGAGUAAAAGGUAUGCUGGAUAAGAUUGGCGCAGAGAUCACCGGCUUCUCCAAGAUGUUCCCAGUGGAAGCCUCUCUAGCCAAUUUCACCAUUUUCCUCAGUCAAGGACAGAGGAACAUUGAGUCCUUUUACCCACAGAUUGACCAAAUGGACUUCUACAGGUGGAUCGGCUGUGUGGCGGUGCUUUGCAUGGUCGUCCUGGUCCUGGCCUUCAACAUCCUUGGACUGCUGUGCGGUACCUGUGGCUACGACAAGCAAGCUACACCUACAACCCGAGGAUGCCUCUCAAACACCGGCGGCAACCUGCUAAUGGCUGGGGUCGGCUUCUCUUUUAUCUUUGCCUGGGUGCUGAUGGGCAUUGUGACCACCUUGUUUGUUGUUGGUGGCAACGUGGAGAAGCUGAUGUGUGAACCUUUGGCUAACCGACAGCUAUUCAAGAUUAUAGACACUCCAUUCCUGGUUCAUCCCGCCAAGAAGAACUUCCUUCCUGGGAUGCUGUUUCAGAAUCCGAACAUUGACUUGACUUUGGGAAGCAUGUACAGGGAGUGCUACGAGAACAACGGCCUGUAUCAUGCUCUGCAGCUGGAGACCAUGUUCAACAUCAACUCCUUCCUCAACAGAACUGUGUACAACAGGGAUCUGGCCAAAGUAUUUGAGAGCGUGCAGGUUGACUUACAGGACAUCACACUGCUGGAGCAGGCUGGACGAGACAACCUCAUCAACUUUGCUAACUCUGGAGUUGGACAGAUUGACUAUGAGGCAUACCUGGCUGAGGUAAAUAAGGGAGUCACUCUUGUGGAUCUUCUGUCCUUCGCUACAGACCUGGAGGCUCAGGCUGACCAGCUGCCACGUGGUGCUCUGGAGAAUGCACUGAAAGGACACGCCAGUAGUAUCAGACAUAUUCACAGAGAACAGGUGGUGCCCCUGGAGCAAGCAAUGAGUACGCUGAGCCAGAGUAUCAAACUGCUGCAGAGGACAUGUAACGACCUGCCGGUCAAGGUCACUAAUAUCCUGAGUGCCAUCGAUGCAGCAGAGUACCUCAUCCUUCAUAAUGCCACCCACGUGGUGAAACAGGAAACGAAGGGCUACAUAGAGAGCUUGGUGGGAUACUUCAAACAGUACACAGAAUGGGUUAAAAAUUCUCUGACUGCAGAGGUGGCCCAGUGUAAACCCAUCAGUAACAUUGUGGACAGCAUGGAGAUCGUAGCGUGCAGCUUCAUAGUGGAUUCAGUGAACACAUUCUGGUUUGGUCUGGGAGGCUGCUCUAUCCUUCUGAUCCCUAGUAUCAUUUUCUCCGUCAAACUGGCCAAGUAUUACAGGAGGAUGGACACAGAGGACGUCUUUGAAGAUUUGGGUAAUGCAGGUAAUCAUGGUGAACAGGUGUGCGAUAUCCAUGGAAACCUCAGUGUGGUCAGCUCCCCCUAUUGCGACACUCUGACUCGGUUCCCUCGGGCCUCUGCUCCGAGCUACACCGACUGGUGACCCACAGGAACACCCCCCGCCCCCGGUUGAAGAGCGGACAAGAGAACUGGAAUUGAGCUUUUCCUUGUGGAUCACUGGACUUUCUAGUUUUCCCAUUCAGAUCUCAUGACACUUCCUGAGACAGAAGAAUGACCUCUAAUACCAGCCAACUGUAAUUUAUCUCAUACACACCAGCAUCCAGUCACAGCAGCACCACAGCAGUCCUUCUGGUGUUUCAUACUGUACUUUAUCAAAUGUCAGAACAUUUUUCCUGCAUAGUUAGUUUUACAAAUAGAGAAUGAAUUUGUACUUGAUCAGUUUUAACUUGGUGACACAAGUGUACAUUUUUUAUGCUUUCAAAACUCUUGAAAGUUUUAUAUAUUUUUGUUAAUGUUUGUUUUAUAACAUGCAAGUAGCUUUUUGUAGUAGUAGCUCAUUUCUUUCUUUUUCUUUCUUUUCUUUGCUUUCAGAAUAUUUGUAAUAUAGCUUGCAUCAUUUUGGCUCUACAGGUUUGCACUGACCGGGUAGUUUUUCAAGCAAUAGUUUUUACAUUUUGGGAAACACGCAUCUCUGCUUUGUUGCCAAGGGUUUAAGGAGAAGAUACCACUCUCACAUCUGUAUGUUAAAUACCAGUUGCCAGCUAGCUUAGCUUAGCAUAAAGGCAAAGACUAAGUCUACAGUCAUAAUAAUAAAAUAAAUAAUCAUUUGAUAAUAAAAUAAUCAAAUUUAAAUGCUAACUAAUUCACAGCUGCUUUAACUGCUUUAAUGUUAACUAAAGUCAGCAGGGUUCAUCCUCUGUGCACUGUGAAUGUCUAACAGUUGUUGAUAUAUUUCAGUCAGAACCAAAAUGGUAGACUGACAAGCUAACACUGCCGUCAUAGUGCUUUGCCAUUAGCAUUCCUAAAGCAUCAGUUUGUGGUUUUCCAGGGUUUGGGUUUUGUACAUAUUAAAGAAACAAGACGGAAAGUGUUAAUUAGCGGCCAAUUCUGUCACCUUCAGACAGGAUCAGACUUUCUUAAACCUUUGUGCUAAGCUACGCUAACAGUCUCAAGGCUGAAGCUCAUAUUUAGCAUGCAUACACGACAGAGAUAUUGACCUUCUCCACUAACUCUCAGCCAAGGGAAUUUCACAAAAUGUCACACUAUUUCUUUAAACAUUGAACAAGGAAACUGGCUCUGUAUUCAAAUCUGAGACAUGAAGUGAUUAGUCCAGAGUUUAUCCUGGUCCAAAAGCAAAGUGUUACAAGCUAUUCAACACACACAUAAGCUACAUACAUAUUACCCUAACAAGGUCUUAAGACAGCUAACAAACAAAAUAUUGUGUCUUAGGCACCUUUCGCCAGACUGUUAGUGAGGGCCUAGUUUCUUGUGUUGUCAGGUGUUUUUUUUUUUCUUUCUUUCUUUUCUUUGCCAUCCUGUGGAAGCCUCUGUUGUGUCAGAUAUCAGAUGGAGGAACGCACACACACACACACACACACACACUCACAAAGAAAAAAUCCAACUGGAGUUUGUGGUGAGGGCGCAAAACUGUGAAUAAAAACUUCC
This is a messenger RNA of Lates calcarifer (barramundi perch), 4887 nucleotides long. RefSeq names its product prominin 1 b (gene prom1b). The transcript is spliced from 27 exons. The record is from RefSeq and is a predicted model, not a curated record. NCBI's taxonomy places the organism in Eukaryota, Metazoa, Chordata, Actinopteri, Centropomidae. Gene Ontology annotation, cellular component: apical plasma membrane; prominosome; microvillus. Gene Ontology annotation, molecular function: cholesterol binding.